Molecule: messenger RNA, 645 nt
Organism: Meyerozyma guilliermondii ATCC 6260
Lineage: Eukaryota; Fungi; Ascomycota; Pichiomycetes; Serinales; Debaryomycetaceae
Product: 5-formyltetrahydrofolate cyclo-ligase
Exons: 1
Coding region: 1-645 (214 amino acids)
Biological process (GO): folic acid-containing compound biosynthetic process; tetrahydrofolate interconversion
Cellular component (GO): mitochondrion
Molecular function (GO): 5-formyltetrahydrofolate cyclo-ligase activity
Source: RefSeq, a predicted model, not a curated record
AUGCUUACUUCUGCUAAGAGAGAUUUGAGAUCGAGAGUUCGCAAAGUGCUCUCCGGAGUAACCUCAGGUUCACUUCAUGGUCAGUCGACGGUCGUUUGCAGAACCUUAUUAGAGAGCGAACAGUUUCGAUCAGCUAAGUCUGUAGGUGUUUACAUGAAUAUGCCUACCAUGGAGGUUCAAACUGAGUCCAUAAUUAAGGCGUGCUUCGAUCAACAAAAGGCUGUUUUCUUACCCAAGUGUAGCAGCAACGCAAGAUGUGAGGGCCGGAAGAAAAAUUACAUGUCUAUGAUACAUGUACCUUCACUUGGAGAUGUACACAAUUUGGAGCCGCAAGGCAAAUACAGGCUAUUGGAGCCGACUGAGGGUACAGAGGUCUUUAAUACUGCAGGUCUUGAUCUACUUAUACUACCAGGUAUGGCAUUUACAAAGUCUGGUAGACGCUUAGGUCAUGGAGCGGGAUUCUAUGAUGAAUUUCUAACUGUAUAUCAAUCUCACUUCGCUAGAGUACCCUAUCUAGUAGGAUUAGCGUUACUGGAACAAAUUGUUGAUGAUAUACCACAUGAAGAGCACGACUGGGAUCUUGAUUGUAUCAUUAGUCAAGAAGGGCAGGUUUUCUGCCGUAAAAUUAACCACUCACUUCACUAA